CAACCAUCCAUCCUCUUGCGCUCCCCUCCCCUUCCUUGCCCUCCAUUCUUCUCGUCCCCGUCGUCGUCGUCGUUGUUCACCCCCGCCACUUUGUUCCAAUUUGUUUACUCCUCCUCCUCCUCCCCCUCCAAUUGCCCUUCUCCCACAUGCUCUUGUGAUCGAGGGCCUCCCCCCCCCCCCCACAAUGGCGCGGUCUGGCUACAAAGACAAGGACGGCGGCGUGCUCUUCUCCUUCAGUGGCAUCUGGAUCAGCUGGUUGCAUACCAUUCUCGCAUACACUGCCUUCCUCAGCGCAUUGGUCGUCGGCAUCUCGCUCCACUACCACAAGAUCGUCCAGAAUGAGUGGUUCGGAUAUCCCCAGGAGUGGUUCCCCUCCGUCUCGGCCACAAUAGGCGACCGCUAUCCUGAGCGGUCCUUCUUCCAGCUGUUUAUCGCAUUAACCUCUGGUCCGAGGUUCGCCCUCGUCGCAUUCUGGUACCUCCUGUCGCGCAGGCCCGGCCACAAACUGCCCACCUUUGUCGCCUUCUGGGGCGCCUUCCGAACCCUGACCUGCGGCGGCUGGACCUAUGUCACCUCCACCGACGACCAUGACUGGCACGACGUCUUCAUGAUCUCCUACCUGCUGGCAACCAUCCCCUGGACCUUUGGCUGCAUCGCCCUGAGCCCCCCCAACCCCGCCGCCAUCAAGUACAGGAAAUACGUCUCGGGCGCCUUCUACGGGAGCAUCAUCCCGCUCAUAUACUUUUUUAUCCAGCACAAGGUGCACAGGGUGCCAGGAGCUUAUACCACCUACGCCUUCUUCGAGUGGUCCCUCGUUCUUCUCGAUGUCGCGUUCGACGCAGUCACCGCCCUGGAUUUCGACUCGUUCGAGGUGGUAGUCAGGGACAUCAAAGGAGUCAGCAAGGGUGCGAACCCCUCGUCCGUCUCCUCGGCCGAGCUUGAGAAGCAGAAGGAAAAGGCCGCCGCCGCCCUCUCCACCCUGCCCUUUGGCACCAGCGCCGCCCUCGACAUCGUCGCCGACGUCUACCAUGGCUUCGUCUUCUGGUCCAUCCUCACCAGCUUGGGCGUCCUUGUCUGGUACUUCCCGCUCUGGUACAUGGGCAUCUCCGGCUACGAGGCUUUCGUCAUGUCUACGGUCUCGCCCUUCCUGCUGGGCAUAAAACCCCUGCGGACGCUGGUCGUCCAGAACCUGCGCGUCGUCCACCUGCUGUCGCUGUCCGGCCUGCUCGCGUUCCUGGUCCCCGACCCCGUCGGCCGCCUCAGCACUGUCGGCUUCGCCGUGUGGAUGCAGUGUCUGGCUUGGGCCGCCACCUUUCACGCCGAUUCCGUCCACGAGGGCCGCCUCGAGUCGCGCAUCAUGGCCUGGAUGGCCGGCCUGCUCGUGUCCAGCAUUGCCAAGUUCAUGUGGCAGACAAACAACCCCAUCUGGCCCAUCAUGCACGGGGCCAACGGUGGUUGGAACUACACCGCCCUGUUCCUCGCCGUCCCUGCUGCCCUCAGGUUCACCAGGCGCGGGGUCCUCAGUGGCGGCGACAGUGGCUCGAGAAAGGAUGGCUCGGCCGUGCUCUCGGCCCUCAGCAUCGGUGGCCUGUUGUUUGGGCUGCACUCCCUCCUUUCCGACACCAGCACCAUGAUCCUCUGGGUCUGGGAGGGGUAUCCCAUUCGAGGUCCCACCGCCAACACGUCCGCCUGGUACACCAUCUGGGCAAUGACUGGCGGUCUGCUUCUUGGCCUCUUCCGCCCGCAGGUCGUCAACACCUACGGCUUCUACGCCUUCGGCUGUGUUGGUGCUGCCAUCUUGACAUUCUCCAGCCACUGGUUUGGCUACCUCGGCGCCCUCAUCACGGCCACCUUCUUGAUGGCCAGCUCUCAUCCUCUGAUCACCAACGCGGCCAAGAAGACCCCUGCUGUCACAUUCGGCCUGGGCUUCUUCGUCUACAACUUCCUGGUGCUCUUCCACGUCUGGGUCGUUGCCUAUGCCUUCGUGCCCGGCGGCCCGGCGGUCCGCGAGCAUACCGACUGGGUCAUGCUCACCACCUUCCUGAUGAUCGGCGCUGGCUUCCUGGACAUCAACCGCGUCAACUCGUCCAAGAAGGCCGGGAAGCGGCCUGUCAGGAAUAACUCGGCCCCGAAGCCCCACCGCAGGUAUCACCUCUCGGUCCUCGGCGUCUUGAACCUGCUCUUCCUGGGCACGGCCUUCCUGCGCUUCCCCACAAACGACUACAAGCCCUACCACAGCGACGCGAACCUCAUCACUGCGGGCAUCUGGACCAUCCACUUCUCGCUCGACAAUGACAUGUGGAGCUCCGAGGUCCGCAUGCGUGACCUGAUCAAGGAGCUGGAGAUCGACGUCAUCGGCCUCCUCGAGAGCGACCUCCAGCGCAUCAUCAUGGGCAACCGCGACACGACGCAGUAUCUCGCCGAGGACCUCGGCAUGUACGUCGACUACGGCCCGGGCCCCAACAAGCACACCUGGGGCGCCGCCCUGCUGUCCAAGUUCCCAAUCGUGAACUCGACGCACCACCUCCUGCCCAGCCCCGUGGGCGAGCUCGCCCCCGCCAUCCACGCCACCAUCGACGCCUACGGCACGCUGGUGGACGUCUUUGUCUUCCACUCGGGCCAGGAGGAGGACCCCGAGGACCGCCGGCUGCAGACCGAGUACCUGUCCAAGCUGAUGGGCUCCACGGACCGCCCCUCCAUCCUGCUGUCGUACCUCGUGACAAAGCCCGGCGAGGGCAACUACAACACGUACGUGUCGGACGUCAGCGGCAUGCACGACAUCGACCCGACGGACUGGGACCGCUGGUGCGAGUACAUCCUGUACAAGGGCCUGAAGCGGACGGGCUACGCGCGGGUCAGCCGCAGCACCAUCACCGACACGGAGCUGCAGGUGGGCAAGUUUGUCGUGCCGCGCUCGGAACAGGAGAAGGAGGGGUUCCUCGCGGCCGAGGAGGACCGGAGAGACAGGCGGGUCAAGGAGGGCGAGCUGGACGAGGCCAAGAGGUUCCCGGCACUGUUUAGGGGUAAGGGCGUGCGUGGGCACCGGUAUCAUGUGUUUAACGAGCCGCGGUAUUAUGAUUUCUAGAUGUGGCUGGUUGGUUGGUUGGUUGGCGGAUAGGGGCUGGGGGCUGGGGCAACGAUGGGUAUGUAUGACUUAAUGAGGAGGAUGUGCGUGUCGUGAGAUCUGGCCGAUUGGUUAUUCAACUAGAGCGAAUGAGUGACUAUCGAGGCAAUGGACACGGCGCCUGAUGAGCAUGGUGGCCUGUAGAAAUGAGCGCUCAUGCUAUUGCGCUCUGGUAUAUAGUGUUUGUUACCUUACCGUACCGCUGAGAUACCUUGAAAAUCAUUAUGUGUUAUCUGG
This is a messenger RNA of Diaporthe batatas, 3361 nucleotides long. RefSeq lists its product as uncharacterized. NCBI's taxonomy places the organism in Eukaryota, Fungi, Ascomycota, Sordariomycetes, Diaporthales, Diaporthaceae. Bases 185 to 3085 code for a protein of 966 amino acids. Gene Ontology annotation, cellular component: endoplasmic reticulum. Gene Ontology annotation, biological process: GPI anchor biosynthetic process; fungal-type cell wall organization. The record is from RefSeq and is a predicted model, not a curated record. The transcript has 5 exons.